Penicillium robsamsonii is the source of this 912-nucleotide messenger RNA. RefSeq lists its product as uncharacterized. The coding region runs from base 1 to 912 and encodes 303 amino acids. The transcript is spliced from 2 exons. The record is from RefSeq and is a predicted model, not a curated record. NCBI's taxonomy places the organism in Eukaryota, Fungi, Ascomycota, Eurotiomycetes, Eurotiales, Aspergillaceae.
AUGAGGAGGGAACACAUUCCAUGGGGCGGACUAGCCGUUGAACAAUAUUUGAUCAGAAACUGGGAUUCAGCCUCGCCAGAGUCUCCCUCUGAGCAACGUCUUCGACUUAUUUACGGCUUCCUUGACUUAGACGAGAUCCCGUAUGAAUGGUUUAUGGAUUUACAUGCGACCUCGCCCUCUCGACAGCUAACCGCCGAAGAAAUUGAAAUAAUCCUUCAGCCUUGGAGACCCGAUGCCCUCCGUAAAAAGGCCGAGUGGAUACAUAGCGGCGAUGGAAUACCUAUCCUUCUUCGAACCCACUACAGCUCUAACCUAGAAGACGAGGAGACACUGAAAGCAUGGAUAGAUGAAGAGACGUUUAAAGAAGCCUCAGACUGGGCAUGCCUUAACGACGAGAAACUCUUUAAUUUCGGCGAUGACUGGAGGCAAAUAUUUGAGAUUCUACCCGAGGUUGCUGGCCCAACGAACUCAAGACAGCUACGAUAUAUACCUCACGAUCAUCUAGAGUUGUUUCGAAAUAACUUUAAGAAGCAUAUCUCUACCGUGAAGCAGAAUUGUCCAGAUGACUGGAAAGAAAGGGAAAGCCGGGAUGAGAUUAUUCUGGAUUGGGCCAGUAGUCUGCAUAGGGUCGUUACCGAGGUCUAUCUUCUCAUCGCGGAUGAGGAAGCCUUCCAAACCAAGCAACUUCGGCUGCUCUAUCUAGAUGGGAAACGAAAUAUUGUCCGAGAGGCUCGUGUCGACCCGGACGUUUGGCAGAUGUACGACAUUAUUAUGCAGCAUUAUACUGUCCCUACUGAGCCUUACGAGUUUUCCACUGUGGGCGAAAAGUAUCGCGUCGAUGGGGAAUUGGGAAAGGAAUUGUACCAGCUAUCUGAGGGAGAUCUUGGACCAGAUGGAGGGGUAGCUCACUAG